AUGGAAAGAAUACCGGAAAUUCCUUUUCCUCCAUUUGAUGAUGCAGAAUCAAAACCCGUUAGAAGUAAUGGUGAUUUGGCUCACUCUGAAAGCCUUAAUCUUUCUUUGUCUGACAGUUUUGUGACGGCCCAUGAUGGUUCCACGAUAUGUUCUGAUCAGUUUAGAAGUAUGACAUUUGACAGCUUCCGGAGUGUCUCCACCGAUACGUUUACUACUCCGCCAGCGUCGGAAACAUCAAGGAGUAGAUAUGCUGUGAGAGAAUUACCCCGGUCGAUAACCAUAACUUCGUCUGAUGAUGUGCCUGACGAUCAGACAUUUCGUGAUUCCUCGGACUCUCAACAAACUGUCAAGAGUGCUGUUCUAACUAAUGGAAAAUUUGCUUCUGAAUCCUUUUUAUCGCAUAGCAAAAGCCAAAAUUCUAUGAAAAGUAUUAAGCAACGUAUGUCGAGUGGGAACUUAAGUUCUAUGAGCAGCUGUUUUCGCUCAAACAGUGAAAAGUUAAAAGAUAAAGGAAAGGGCAAAGAGAAAGUUGGAACAAGUAAAGCUAAGAAAGGUUCUCGCAUAUCUCUGCCAUUGUCUAAGUCACUUCAACAUUUCUUCCGAGACUCUCAAAUGAUGAAGACCCCUGGUAGUAACAUUACUACACCAUCCGACCGUUUAAACAGUACAGCUACUACACCUGAUGAAAAGUCUGAUGUUACUAAGAAAAGAACUGGUGGUACUAAAGCCUUGCUUAUCCAGAAGGUUGAUGGCCGAUAUUUAUUCGGCCGCUACCAAACCUGCCAAACAAAAAACUGUUUACGCUAUCGCAUACAGCUAGCAACAUCUUAUUAUGUUCUAAAAUAUAUACGGCUGUCUAUCGGUGGAAAUAUAAGUCAAACCAUGUUAGCCAAGAAUUGUGACAAAGCACAACACAAUGUUCUUAUUGGUUUAGAAUUGUAG
Molecule: messenger RNA, 942 nt
Organism: Lottia gigantea (owl limpet)
Lineage: Eukaryota; Metazoa; Mollusca; Gastropoda; Lottiidae
Exons: 2
Coding region: 1-942 (313 amino acids)
Source: RefSeq, a predicted model, not a curated record